Messenger RNA from Rhizoctonia solani, 585 nucleotides. RefSeq lists its product as uncharacterized. The transcript has 7 exons. The coding region runs from base 1 to 585 and encodes 194 amino acids. NCBI's taxonomy places the organism in Eukaryota, Fungi, Basidiomycota, Agaricomycetes, Cantharellales, Ceratobasidiaceae. The record is from RefSeq and is a predicted model, not a curated record.
AUGGCGUCCCGUGGCGUUCCGAGUGGAAUCCUGUCCCUUGGAGCAGACUCGUACGGGUUAGAGCACCAUGGCGUGCGAUCACUGUAUUCUCCUAUUGAUGUUCACCACCAAACGAUCGUUUUGGUCGCCCAUGUUCCUGUUUUAAAAGGCUCCACAUCUUGGAACUUCUUGGGCGGAGCGAUUGCUCAAGUCUGGAAAGCUAUUUUGAAUGGAGUCGAGCUGCUCAAGUCGCUUACUUUGAGUGCUCGAUCAGCGGCACAAUCGCAAGUGAUACACGCACCCUCGAAUUUCGGCAUAGCUUCUUACCAUAUCCAUCUACCAAAUCCAGCCACGAAAUACGGACCAGGUGUAGAAGCCACCGGUCCGGACAUCCGGGCACAUCAAACUAAUAUCAACCACACCACUACACCAAAAAACAUUCACUGCAAAUCUGGAACUGAUCUGCGUGCUAACGAAUCAUACUUUGACGACUUCAACAGUCUUCAUGAGGAGCUCUCAUGCACGAGCCAUGAGGCAGCAUUUCUGACCUUGGACGAACCAGAUGACUGGGUGAUAGUGAACGUUAAUACUCCGGAAAGGGAGUAG